CCACCGGUUGCAGAGCCAGAGCACGACUGUGUACAAACAGCGAAAACAGGGCUCUAGUGCAGAGCCCUGCCCCUAACCGGCUGCUGCGUGUGGUGAACGUUUUUCCUCCUCUGUUGCUUCCCUCCAGAACUGUUCAAUCCACAGAUCAAAACAACCAAAGCACACCUCUAAUGGCUUCAGAUGACAAGUUUUCAAGACACCAAUCAACCAGAUGGAAGAGAAAAUCAUUUGAUAGUUCUGAUGAAUGGGGUCUAUCAUCUGAAGAAGAAUUUGACGAUUCUGCUGAUGAAAAUGAGGUUCUCCAUAAACAAGCUCAACAUCAAUCUAUUCAUAUAAAACCACAGGCUGUCCUUGAUCCAAAAGAUCCAGAAAACCUUACACGACCUUCCAAAAACUCAUCAAAUAACAAACCUUCUUCCAAUGACUUUAAAAACACUGACAAUGCUAUUAACAACAACCAAACAAGUUUCCUUCCUUUUGUAUUUGAAAAUAAGCUAAAUGAACUGAAGAGAACACCUGAAAAAACCAAUCAACUUGAAUCUGCAGAAAAGGAGGAUUUAACUUAUGAUCACAAUCUCUAUAAUGAUAAUUCUAUUAUCAGUGAUGACAGUAUAAAAAGUGAUUAUUCUUAUUCUCAUGGAGAUGAAAGUAUUAAUAGUCCUUUCAAAAUAAAUACUUAUUCCAAAAACAACAACAACAACAACAACAACAAUAAUAAUAAUAAUAAUAAUAAUAAUAAUAAUAAUGAUCUAUCGACAAGAGAAACCACUAAUAAUUUGGGUUCCGAUGUAGAUUUGAUCAAUUCACUAACUAAGACAUUAUCUCAAAAAGGUUAUAUCUAUUCUUCAUCUGAAGAAAGAAUAGAAGAAUCUUCUAUCCAUAAAAUUGAAACAAAUGGCUUAUUUGGAUCAAAAGUACAAUCAAAAGAUGAGUUGAAAAAUGAAUUGAAAGAUGAAUUGAAAGAUGACUCAAAAAGUGAUUCAAAAUUCAUUAUAAACUCAAUUUCUAUUCGCAAUGCUCCAAAAAAUAUUGAUAAUCGUGCUUUAGUUUCCUCAAAUGAUUCUAGUUUAGAUGAAAAUUCACUAUUAGAUAAUUACAUCAAUAACAUGUUACGCUCCAAUAAAAUCAGCAAAAUUGAUGAGGAUAAAACUGACGAAAAUAAAAAUCAGAUUGCUCGAACUUUGAGCAAUAUCACAAACAAAGAAAGUAAUUUAACUAACGAUGAUUUUAUUCUUCCAUUAUCGCCAAGAUCCAAAAAUAGUUCUUUUAAUUCUGUUGCAGAAAAUCAACCAAAAGAUCAAUCAAAGGGUCAACCAGACAAUCAAUCAAAAGAUCAGCUAAAAGAUCAGCCAAAAGAUUUUUUUGAUCUUCCUUCCUCACUUGCUAUAACGCCCAAAGCUUUUUUACCUGAGAAUCAAAAUAUCCAACUGAAUUCAAAGAUUGAUAACAUUGAAAUUAAAAAAGAAAAUGAUUAUAAUAAUAAAGAUUUUAAUAAUCUACCCUCUCAAUCAUCUAAAUCGAAUAUUUUAACAGAAACUGAUUAUAAAAUUUUCAACGAUAAAGAAGCUAUUAAAUAUGAUAAUCACACUAAUGCUACUGAUAUUAAUAAUAAUGCUACGGAUACUAAUAUUACUGCUCCUACUACUACUCCUACUACUCCUACUACUACUACUACUAAUAAUAAUAAUAAUAAUAAUAAUAAUAAUAAUAAGUUUCGAAAUUUAAGUGAUGUGAGUGAUGACGAAUUAACUGGAACUCUAAAUGAUUCGAUUAACAGUUCGCUUGAUAACUCAAUUAAUUUAUUUAAUCCUGGCAUUUCAAAUCCUUCAUCAAAUAAGUUGAAUUUAAUUCCUUCAAGAACUCUAAGUUCAGAAGCAGCUCAAAAACAAAAUGAUAGGUUUUCAAGUAUAUUAGGUCAAAAUCAAAUUGACAAUCUAAAUGAUCCUUACAAAUUUGAUCAAGAAAAUUUUAGAAAUAAUAUUUCCAUUGAUAAUUUUGAUAAAAGUUCCAAUACCUUAAAAAAUAUUGAUAGUGAUUUGAAAAAUAAAGAUAAAGAAAAGAGAAAUUUAAAUAAUGGUCAAAAUAAUGUUAUGGAUGUUAUAAAUGAAGAUAAUGGAUACUCUAUUGACGAUUAUUUUGGUUUAAAUAAUAACAGUGAUAGUGAAAGUUCAGAUUCCAUUGAUCUAAAGUCUUUUACGGGAAUUUGGAAGCCAAUUGAAACUACUAAUGACAAAACGGAUCAAGAAAGAAUCGAAAAUAAAAUUAAUAACAAUGAAUUUAUUAAUAAAGAUGUUCUUAAUAAAGAUAAUAGUGAUGAAAGUAUUGAAAUAAAGAAAAAUUUUAAUUCAAUGGAAACGAAAAAUAUAGAUAGCACAGAGACCAGAGUUUUGCCAAAAGAAACUUAUGAAAUUAACAGCUUGACUUCAAAAUCUAGUAUUAACAAACGCUCUUUGAAAAAUGUAAAUGAAGAUGAUUCAUUUAAAUAUUUUAGUGAUCUUGAUAGUGAUAUUGACUUAACUCAACUUGAAAUUAUCAAUGAUAAAAUUAAAACUGAUAACUCGAAAACCAAUCGUGAGCUUGACAAUAUUGAAACUGAGGUUCAUUCACAAUCUUCUUUAUAUGAAUUUUCCAAACAUGUUAACAAGGUGUUGAGCCUUGAUAACUCAGAUUUUUCCAAUAGUGAUGCUAAUAUUUCAGGGAAAUCUUACAUGGAAAAUGAUAAUUUAAGUGUAAAAAAUGAUUUACCUUUUGCUUCAACAAUAAUUCCUAACCAAAAUCAAGUUAACCUUGAAGAGAAAGAGAAAGAAAUAAAGGAAAAAAAUAAUCAUGCUAUCGACAAUGAAAAACCUCUACCCUCUGUCCUGUCAUUGCCCACAAUUUCAUCAUUAUAUUCUGCUCAGCCUGUAAUAACAGGAGUGCCCAGUUUUCAACCCAAAAAACUUCCAACACAUAACUUUAAAGAAAUAUUAUCUAUCAAAGAUCCAAAGGUGAGAAUUUCAAGGCUAAAAGAAGCAAAUAAAUUAGAGUUUACUUAUGAUUCGGGAUUGACAAAUUGGGUUGAAUUUAUAAAAACUCCAGAACCGAUAACAGUAAUUAAUUAUAGCAAAGAAACUGCAAAAAUUGUUGAAAAAAUCAAAAAGGAUUCAAUCAAACCGCCCGUUAAAAGAAAUAAUAGUUUUAAACCAAAUUUAUCAGGCGCUGCAUCGCAUAUUCGAACAUCGAGUAUUUUACCUAGUUUUCCUAAUGUUGUAAGUGAAAACCUUCAAAGGCCUGGUCAUAAUAUUAAAGAAAAAAUAGGACAUGUCCAUGAUAAAGUUUCUGAAACUAAAGCUACCAAAAAUGCUAAGAAAUUUACAAUGGGAUUAUUUCAUAGAGGUAAGAAAUUUAUUAGUGGGUCGAAAAAUUGAUGUUUUUGUUUUCAAA
Molecule: messenger RNA, 3423 nt
Organism: Ascoidea rubescens DSM 1968
Lineage: Eukaryota; Fungi; Ascomycota; Saccharomycetes; Ascoideales; Ascoideaceae
Exons: 1
Coding region: 171-3407 (1078 amino acids)
Source: RefSeq, a predicted model, not a curated record